CCACCCCGCUCUCGUUCAACGAAUGUUGACGAUGGAUGUUUUUACAGGUCAGCGUGAACAAUCACGGGAACCUGAGAAGCGGCGAUCCGUCACUCCGUAACUCGACGAGCCGGAAUGCUCCUACGACGUCCUCCGGACUGAGCUUCCUGGUACGUGAGUCAGGAUCACCGGAACUGCCGGGCGGCCCGGUGGCCUCGUGGCGAGGAUGAGUGCCAAGAUAUCGACGGUCAGCCGCGACAGCGCGGCACAGUCAACGACGAGCCAUCGCGCCGCGAGAUCGUCGCCCGUCAAGAGAUCGCUGUCGCCGGAGGCCAGUGGCACAGAGAGAUCGCCGAAGCGUGCAGCCGUUUUGGAGCUGAAAUCGUCCUCGAACGGAACUUCUGGCCGAUCGUCAUCUGAAGAAGUCAGUGAGAUGCCGAUUCUAACGAGAGUUUGCUCUCCUGCAACAUUACCGAGGUUAAAGAGAUUCCGAUUUCGACCCAUUGAUGCGCCGACCGCAGGACCGUGCCACGACGUAAGCACUAUCGACGUGAACUCCAACAAUCACCACCAUCACCAUCAUCACUGCGGACACAAUCAGCACGACCAUCGGCCUCAAGACCGAAUUCCAUCGUCCUCCUCGAUGUCUACCUUGCUAUGCUGCGAGCCAGUAUCGGCUGGCCGGCCUCGGGCCAAUCUAAAGCUCGUGCUGAACCGCAGCCUGAGCGAGCCAGGACCGAGUCCGUGCGCCUUCCCAGCACCAACGACCGCUUCGUCGAUCAUUAAUAACAACAACAGCAACAACAAUCCCAUCGAACCGCCUUCAAUCGUGAUCAACGAGGAGGUGAACGGCGACGAAGACGACGACGUCCAUCGUCGUGGCUUCCAUCAUCUCCAUUACCAUCACCAUCAUCAUCACCACCAUUUUCACCAUCAUCAGCACCUAUCGGUGACUACGAAGCGCUGCAAACUGGAGACUGCCAGCCUGCCUACCAGCCCCUGCUCCGAGAACGGCCUUCAUCGCCAAUUAGUGCUAAGCAAGACUCGCGUCAUCACCGCAGACGACCUUGCCCAACGUCUUGUGCAUCUUGAGCGACCCUCCGCCGUUCCGCCAGUGAUUCUGGAUUGCAGACCGUUUACAUUAUACAAUGUCAAUCACGUACGCGGUGCCAUCAACGUCACUUGUUCGGAUCGCUUCAACCGACGCAGACUUCAGCUGGGAAAGGCCACCCUCGCCGAUCUCGCAUCCGCUCGCGAGGGCAAAGAGCUGCUCAGAAAAAGACAGUUCAAGGAAGUCAUAGUGUACGACGAAGGUACCGACGAUCUGGAACAUCUGACCGCUCAGAAUCCACUAUUUCUGGUACUCGCUGCACUCGUGGACGACGAUCGGGAGCCGGCUGUGCUGAUCGGUGGACACCGGGAGUUCCACAGGCGGCAUCGAGAGCUAUGCGAGGAUACGCUUCUGCCAAACGGCGCUGCCGCCGCUGCCGCUGCCGCCGCCGUCGCUGCAGAUCCGUCGACGACGGCCGAUCUGCAGCUAUUGCGCGCCCUCGGCGCCACCCGGGUGUUGAACGUCACCUCACAGUUGCCCGGCUACCACGAGGAGCGGGGUAUCACGUACAGGCAGAUACCCGCCUCGGACUCCGGCCAUCAGAACCUCAAGCAGUACUUCGAGGAAGCGUUCGAAUUCAUCGAGGAAGCGCGGAAAGCCGGAAGCAGCGUAUUGGUGCACUGUCAAGCUGGUGUGUCGCGCAGCGCAACAAUUGCGAUUGCUUACAUAAUGCGACACAAAGGCCUGUCGAUGGUGGAGGCGUACAAACUGGUGAAGAACGCGCGUCCGAUCAUCAGUCCGAACCUGAACUUCAUGGGUCAGCUGUUGGAGCUCGAGCAGGGUCUGCGGGCGUCCGGUGACGUCGCCAACUCUGCGCCAGAGGAGCCCACGACGACGACGGCAACGUCAACGACGACAACGACGUCGACAACGGCGACGACGACGACGAGUAGUUGUCACCAGUGUAGGUGGAGUCAUCAGCCUAACAGCGAGGAGGUGGUCACCUCUGGCUGCAGUGUCUGAGACCACGCUCUUCUCUCGUAUCUUCUUCUUCUGGUCUCUCUUAAGAGUACCGGAUCGUCGGCGACGGCGUCGGUGCGUCGCGAAGACGCAAACAUAUCCCGAGAGAGCGAAUGUCGAUAUCCUUCCUGCGUUUCUUCGCGACAAACCUGGACGAUGAACGAAUGCAGUUCGCGGGAUCGCCGAUCGCCUGAAGAUACUGGAUUCAACUAUAGGAAGAUUCUGCAAAUAUGAACAAUGUGAUGCCCUCGGCAUCUUUUCUUGAUAUCCCGAAACGCGGAAUUGUCAGUUUUCCCAAUCUUCGCACAAUAUUUGAGUUGUCACGUUUUUUCAACUCAGGCUCUUUAGCCUAGAAAUUAUUGGCUCUUAAGUUUUUUUUUUUUUUUUAGAAUUAGUACAUUUUUUCCCGAAUUCCGUGUCUUCGGGACGACCAUUCAAUUAAAAAUGGUGAAGUCAAACUGCCGAACUGACAAAUCGUGACUUAUUAAGGGACUCGAAGGGAUAUAAAUGUGUGAAGAAAAUACAUCGUAUUUUUAUGAAAAUUUUGAUUUCUCUCUGUGGAUAAUUAAAUUAUUAUUUCCUAUUAGUGCCAAUGCAAAUUAGUCCGUAUGCUCCAUAUGCAAGAAUAAAUCAGUUUGUAAACGUUAUGAAUGCGAUGUGCCUUCUUCAUACAUAGUACAUCUAAGAAAAAAAGAUAGUUACGGGUUAGAUUCUCUACUGCGGAGAGACAAAAUAUAUGGCAGGGAGCGUAUUUCACAUAAAAAGAAUUUAACCACGCUCGCUUCCAGCUUCGAUAACGAGCAACAGCGCGUCGCGAUUAUUUAUUUUCGAACGACGUUCGCGCGAACAGUGAACAUAACUUGUACUUACGACACACGGUGUUCCAUAAUACGCCUGGUCGAGUCAAUAGGGAGGCAAGUAAAACGUACAGAAUGUUCGCCUACGAGCUUCUCAUUAAACGAUUGACUAUCGUCUAGCAAUGUUUAUGCAAGAAAAUGCAAGGAAGCAAGAUACGAAAUCGACGGAAGUGACUGUUCCAAUGAUUAAUUAUAGGCAGCUUAUAUAACAUUGAAAGAAACUCAGGACAAAACGUUGAAAAUUUGUUUCUAAUGUUGAUCAUUAGAAAUUUCUGAGUUUCUAUUAGAAAAAUAUUAAACGUACAUAAUUAUUCAUGAAUAAUAGUACUACUCUCUUACGAAAUUUUUAAACUUCGAAGAUGUAACUUUUGUAUAUUAAUGUGAAGAGACAGAUUAAGCCAGCGUAGCACGCACAAAAAGCAAAUGAAUCAAAAUUGAUAAAACCAAUGUUCUUUAAUCUUCCUACUUCCUAGGCAUAAUACUUUUUCAAUGAUCAACUAGUAAAACGCGCGCUUGCCUUUCAAUUGACUCCUGCAAAUCAGGCAUGAAUUUUUAGUAGAAGAAUUAUUUUCCGUAUGGAGAAGAUAAAAUCGUCGACAUGUACGGGGUGUCACGAGGAUAAUAUCGCAAGAUUCUAGUCUCUUGACUAACAAUAAUGCUUUUGCAGUGAUAGAGUCUCAGGUAAUUCUACUUCCGAUAUAAUGUAGUUUCUGUUAAGUGACGUUAAUGAGAACGGUAACAAUUCAAUUAAUUUUCACCGGAUUGAUGAACGUGGAAUCGAUAAACGUUAAACGUGAUAGAUACACGUUCGAAGGAAUUUGGUUUAGAGACCUAUUCCGAUGCAAAAACAAUAUUCCAAGAGAAAUAUAUUUUUAUAAUAUUAUAGCUGUGUUUUCAGCUGGCAUUUUAUUUUGUGUGGACAAAUAAAGGAUUAUUUUGUAUUAUUUUCAAAAAUUUUUAUUUAGACUGGAAUAUGUUAUUUAAUAAAAUACAAAACGUAUGCGAUUAUGGCGAAGAAAGUAGAAUUUUUUUCCGAGUACACGCAAUUCUACUACUAAUACAAUAUUGCUCAUAAGUAUUUGUCCAUUUACUAAACUUGUUAAUUAUAGUAUCACUAUGCAAUAUUAUAGAAAUAUUGUAGAGAUGGAAUUAAAAAAUCCCAACAAAACAGCAACAUUGUAAUCUAUCCAAGAAAUAUUUCAUUAAUUUUUCUAUACUGUAUGGAUAUUUUCCCCAAGAUUAAAGAUGAUGAUUUUUACCUUAAAAAUCUUU
Messenger RNA from Trachymyrmex cornetzi, 4179 nucleotides. RefSeq lists its product as uncharacterized. The record is from RefSeq and is a predicted model, not a curated record. Gene Ontology annotation, cellular component: cytosol; cytoplasm. NCBI's taxonomy places the organism in Eukaryota, Metazoa, Arthropoda, Insecta, Hymenoptera, Formicidae. Gene Ontology annotation, biological process: peptidyl-tyrosine dephosphorylation; negative regulation of MAPK cascade. The coding region runs from base 206 to 2053 and encodes 615 amino acids. Gene Ontology annotation, molecular function: MAP kinase tyrosine/serine/threonine phosphatase activity; protein tyrosine/threonine phosphatase activity; MAP kinase tyrosine phosphatase activity. The transcript is spliced from 6 exons.